UUCUCGAUAGAAUUCUCGAGAACUCUGCGUUAGAAUAUUUUUGCCAGCAAACGAUGCUCUGCAUUUGGCCAUAUUCCUGGCAAUGUUCUCAAAGAAUCAAGCGUGAGUUAUCGUAACUUUUGAGCGAUUAUCAAUAUUUCACAUUACUCCUUGCAAUCGUGAAAGAUUAAAACUCUGUCAAAGGCGUAUUUACAGUACGUGUGCUUGGAUUUAUCAGCUUGGAGGUUUUAGGAAAAAGUGACAGAAACGCUAUCCAACUCCAACACACAACAGGUGCAAGUCUACGCAAUCAGUGACUCUCCGUGUUUGUGUGUGUGUGUCAGACCUCCACCACUACAAUACAAACUUCCAACGAAAGGAAAACACAUCACCAGCAUGCUUUGUUUUUGCGAUAACGUGGGCCAUAUCAGUUGGCAGUUUUUUAUUUAUCAGCAGCAAAAGCGCAUCGGACUGAUUCAUUGCCUAGCGCGAUUUCUGCUACAGCUGACGAACUAGUCUAGUGUCUCGUGUCUUACCCGUUGCAGGUGAUAGUUACUUGCGAAUUCCCAGUUCCCCCUAAGCCAAACUGUCCGAGAUGCGUUCCUGGAGCUUUGUGUUGCUGUUGUUGGCCGCGGUGCUUCUGCUGGGCGGCGAAAGUGUCCACGGCCGACGCUCUGCCGAUGGAGUUUGUGCCUGUCCACGGAUGUACGACCCGGUUUGCGGAACGGAUCUCAACACGUACGCCAACCGUUGCCUGCUGGACUGCAAAGCCGAAGAGUUGGCGGCACGAUCGAUCGAGCUGCGCGUUCUGCGCCAUGGUGGCUGUGAGGAGCCACUCGAAAUAGCCGUCGAGGAACAGCCGGACGAGUGAUGCGCAUCAAGUUAGCCGUAAUUUGAAUGUUCGACUGUUAUCGGGGUGUGAUAAAAUCAAGCUUUUAUCAUUCAAUAAAGGUUCUAAUCAUACAUUGAUUUCCAUUUCAA
This is a messenger RNA of Anopheles stephensi (Asian malaria mosquito), 960 nucleotides long. RefSeq names its product serine protease inhibitor Kazal-type 1-like. Gene Ontology annotation, molecular function: protein binding. The coding region runs from base 575 to 850 and encodes 91 amino acids. The record is from RefSeq and is a predicted model, not a curated record. The transcript has a single exon. NCBI's taxonomy places the organism in Eukaryota, Metazoa, Arthropoda, Insecta, Diptera, Culicidae.